This is a messenger RNA of Austrofundulus limnaeus, 1928 nucleotides long. Its product is annotated as GTPase IMAP family member 4. Lineage: Eukaryota; Metazoa; Chordata; Actinopteri; Cyprinodontiformes; Rivulidae. The coding region runs from base 98 to 1633 and encodes 511 amino acids. The record is from RefSeq and is a predicted model, not a curated record. Gene Ontology annotation, molecular function: GTP binding. The transcript has 5 exons.
AUAAAACUAUAAUAUAGCCACACAUCCGCAGAUUUUGAGAAGUUAUUUACAAGUUGUGUUCAGCUCCAGACAAUUCAUCUGAAGUGACAGAAACAACAUGGCUGCUGCAGCACCUGAUGUGCAGCCUGUGAAGAGAAGCAGCAGUUAUAAUUUAUUACCACCUGACAUGUCUGAGCUGAGGGUGGUUCUGCUGGGAAGCAGCUGGUCUGAGAGGAAUUCAGUGGGAAAUUUUAUCGCGGGAUUUGAUGCUUUCAAGGAUGUCUUUACGUUCUGUAUGAAGCUCAGUGUACCGUUGGAGGAUAAAACUCUGAGUGUCAUCAACACUCCAGACCUCCAGUUGACCACAGCUGACCAACAGACUGAGUUUAUUAAAGACUGUAUGAGGGUCUGUGAUCCUGGACCUCAUGUGUUCCUGUUGGUUCUACAGCCUGAAGACUUCACUGAAGAAGAGAGGAACAGGAUCUACAGAAUCCUUCAAAACAUCAAUGAUCAAUCAUUUGAUCAUUCACUGAUGCUGAUUUUACCUCCCAGACAUGGAGAUUCAGUUUUAACAGAAAACUACAUGAAUAAUCCUCCAAUAAAAGAUCUGAUUAUCAGAUGUAGAUACAGAUACUUAAAGAAAGAGAACAUUGAUCGUUCAGAGCUGAUAACUCGCCUCGGUCAGAUUGUAAAAGAAAACAAUGGAGAACAUGUGAACUAUGAGGAAGAACCAACAACAUCAGGAGUUUUUUUCUCUGCUGCUACAGGAUCAGACACCUACAAGAAGCAGAGCUCAGAGAGUCUCAGGGUUGUUCUGAUUGGGAAAACAGGAAGUGGGAAGAGUUCUUCAGGAAACACUAUUCUGGGAAGAAAUGCGUUUGAAGCUUUUUUAAGUCAGACACCAAUCACUAAAAACUGUCAGAAAGCUCAGACUGAGGUUGAGGGUCGUCCUGUUGUUGUUGUUGACACUCCUGGUCUGUUUGAUACCAGUCUGAGUCCUGAUCAGGUCUGUGAGCAGUUGGUGAGAUAUAUCAGUCUGCUGGCUCCAGGACCACAUGUCUUCCUGCUGGUUUUACAGAUUGGCAGAUUCACACCAAAAGAUAAAGAGACACUGAAACUACUGAAGGAAGUAUUUGGAAAGAAUGCCGAAAACUUCACUAUUGUUCUUUUCACAAGAGGAGAUGAACUGGAUGAUCAGUCCAUUGAAGAUUAUAUUAAAGAGAAUUGUGAUGUUAAGAAGCUGAUUUCUGACUGUGGACAGAGAUUUCAUGUGUUUAAUAACAGGAAUAAAGAGAAUCGAUCACAAGUCAGUGAUCUGAUCAGAAAAAUUGACACCAUGGUGAAAGAAAAUGGAGGCAGCUACUUCACCAACGAGUUCCUGCAAGAGGCUGAAGCUGCGAUACAGAAAGAAAUGAAAAGAAUCUUGAAAGAAAAAGAAGAAAUAAAACACAAAGAGGAGCUUAAAAGAAAACAUGAAGAAAAAGAAAGGAAAUUUACAGAGGAUUUGUGUGCAGCACUUCAUAGAGUUGCAGACGAGCUAAAUCAAGACCCAAAUAUCCAACCUUUAUUAAGAGAAUCAGCACAACAACGUCUUGAGUUAGAUAGUGUGGCAGAGAGUUUCAAAGCAUUUAAAAAAAACUGUCUAAUGCAAUAAGUGGAUUUACCUAGAAAAUGUAUGCAAACAGGUUGACUCAGAAGAAUAUCAAACUAACAUUUCGAACUUGAAAUGUUAGUUUGUAUAAAUUGUACAUUUUAUGCUUGCAUAACUCAACUGGAUCAUUUUGAGUAUGUUGUAAUUACAUAAAACAGUAUGUUCAACUUAAUUCAGUACCUGUAACUUAAAGAAAAGAGGUUGGGUUUACUUACAAAUCUGAAAACUCAUUGUCUCAAAAAAUGAUUUAAAGGGAUUCCCGAUUAGUUGUAACAUUAGACUUUAUUUAAUAAACAUA